This is a messenger RNA of Drosophila rhopaloa, 1631 nucleotides long. It is a transcript of the gene Iru, whose product is annotated as E3 ubiquitin-protein ligase Iruka. Gene Ontology annotation, molecular function: ubiquitin protein ligase activity. Gene Ontology annotation, biological process: ubiquitin-dependent protein catabolic process; protein ubiquitination; positive regulation of DNA-templated transcription. Lineage: Eukaryota; Metazoa; Arthropoda; Insecta; Diptera; Drosophilidae. The transcript has a single exon. Gene Ontology annotation, cellular component: nucleoplasm; cytoplasm. The coding region runs from base 260 to 1417 and encodes 385 amino acids. The record is from RefSeq and is a predicted model, not a curated record.
CUACCAGCAAGAUUUUGCCUAUCCUGCGUCAAGGGUCACUCUUAAAGGGCCUUAUUUAUAGAAAAAUAUAAAUUUCAACUUUAAAAUUCCAAUAGUUCUGAAAGGACCCAAUGACCGGCGUGGGACCAGGUGCGUGUUCGUCGUCCUCAUCUGUACAAAGCAACGUCUAGACCCGCCGGCAACCAACAACAUCAAAUAGCGGCAAUCUUGCACAAUCGCUAGCCGAUCAAUCCCCAGGAAAUAAAGGACCUCCCCUAGGAUGGCAGAGGCAAUGGUGGUUGAGGACCGGGCGGCAGAGUCCAAGCGAUUUUUCUGCCACAUGUGCAACGUGGAGAUCAACAUUCCCAACUCGGACUUCACCUGCCCGCUGUGCGCCAACGGUUUCGUGGAGGAGUUGCCGGCAAAUGCACCGGAUAUGGCGUCUCCGGCACCUGGAGCCUCCAGCGGUGUACGAUCCGGAAGCAGUGGCAGCGGCUCCUCUGGCUCCCACGACACCCUGAGCAGAGGCAGCUCCUCGGGCGGAUCUCAGGUGAAUGUGGAAUCGCUGAGGAACGACAUAGUGUCGCUGCUGAACAUGCGGAAUGUGUCCAAUUUGGAGAUCACUAUCGAGCCAAACAGGCGGCAUAGCAAUGUGCUGCACCUGGGCGGCUUCGGCGGACCCUCGGGCAGUGGCUCCGGCGGCGGCCUAACUGCCGGUGGACGUGUGCGUCCCGCCAACUUGGAUCGACUGGACAAUGUGCUCUUCGAUUUUCUGCAGAGCCUACCAUUGGCCGGCGCCACGGCAGAAAUAGUGACCGGACCAGGUGGGGGAGGAGUGGGUGGUGGCGGAAACUCGCACAUGUUUUUCAUGGGUAACCCCGGAGACUACGCCUGGGGCCGCGAGGGUCUGGACACCAUCGUCACCCAGAUGUUAAAUCAGAUGGAGACUUCGGGACCGCCGCCAUUGUCAGCGCAGCGCAUUAACGAGAUUCCCAAUGUGCAGAUCAGCGCCGAGGAGGUGGAUCGCAAGAUCCAGUGCUCCAUCUGCUGGGACGACUUUAAGAUAGACGAGACGGUACGCAAGCUGCCCUGCUCGCACCUGUACCACGAGAACUGCAUCGUGCCAUGGCUGAACCUGCACAGCACCUGUCCCAUCUGCCGGAAGUCUCUGGCGGACGAGGGCAGCGAUGCUGACGACGAGUUCGUCAUGCUAGACGAAUUUGGACCAGAGUUGGGGGCCGAUGGCAGCAAUUCCGCCAGGAGCUCGGCCAGCACCGCCACAGGAACGGACAAUCCUUCGUCGGCCAACAACAGCAGCAGCAUUGCUAGCCAAACCACGGCGGAAAGUGGCCGAGGACGUCCCGAGCCCACUAAUCCCGCCCAGCCAGCACGCAACAACGUCUUCACCUUCGACGACGACAACAUGUUUCUGGACUAACUGGAGAUAGGCAGUGAAUCGAGUGCACGGACGAUCGAUUGAUAUUCAAAAUUAAGCCAAAUAUUGGCCGCGGCUUUAGAAGUUUAGCCCUAAAACAUAAUUAAUCAUAUAUUUAUAAUAGUUUCUCCUCACGCUUAAUUUUGUUGUUGUUCAAAAUAACGAUUUGUAAUAAACAACACGGAAUAUACGAUUCCGUUGGCUCUGCAAAAAUCGA